Messenger RNA from Diversispora eburnea, 3411 nucleotides. NCBI's taxonomy places the organism in Eukaryota, Fungi, Glomeromycota, Glomeromycetes, Diversisporales, Diversisporaceae. The record is from the annotation of a GenBank genome assembly.
AUGUCGUCUACCAUGCUAGAAGACAGCCUUAUCGAGAAACGUGAAGCAGCAUUCCUUCAGUUAAAACCUUUAUGUGUCUCACUUCUGAAAUCAGUCACUAUCUCAAAAGAAAAAGUUCAGGAAAUUAUUCAAACCACCAACAAAUUGUAUUUAACUCUAAAAUCAAUCCCAGACGUUUCCGUAGUCCUUGAUUAUAAUUUGAUUCAAUAUAUUCUUGUUCCAUUGUUAAAACUUUAUUCCUCAUUACAAAAUAGUGAUAGAUUUCUUGAAGAAUUUUUGAAUUGUAUUCAAUUUCUGUUAUCCACUAGCUGGCAUAAUUAUAUGAUGCCAGAACAAUUCAAACAAUUAUUAGUUUUACUUGUAAGAAUAAUAGGUGGUGGAUCAUCAGUUUCACCUAAAACAAAAGAAAAUCAGAAUAUCCCUGAAUUCUCUAUUUCAGAGGAAACCAAACUUGCAGGAGUUAAAUGUAUUUUGGAAUUAUUACCAAAAAAAUCGGAAAAUUAUAACGAUAUAACAAAUUCCGAUAAUUUUCAAUUACCAAUUCGUAAUGAAUUGUUAUUAAUUGAAAUUCAGGAAAUACAUUUAAGAGCGGUGGUAGGUCGUUGUGUAUAUGUAUUAAUUGAAAUAAUUUCCACUGAACGUUAUCUUCAAUUGAGGUUAACGACGAUUGAAACAUUACAACAAUUAAUUAAAUGUAUUGAAAAUCCUGGAAUUGUGGCGGCUUUUUUACCUGGAAUUUUAAGUACAUUAAGUAAAGUUAUAAUCAGAGAUCAAAAAGAAAAUCACCUUUUGUCAGUGAAAAUAGUAGAAGCUUUAAUGAAUAUUAUUUAUUCUGUCAUGAAUGAUGAAAUAAAUAAAAAUUUAUUUUCUAAGACUAAUUCUUUAUUCGAUUUGAAGGAAGUUUGGAUAAAUUCAGAAAGUUCUCGUAAUCAUGAUCCAUCAUUUAAGACAAAUAAUACUUCAAGUAAUACUUCUCAAUCACAAUCACCCGGAUCUAUUCAUGUGGAAAGGACUAAAUCAUGGCUUAAAGCGACAAAAGCACAAAUUAAAAUUUUAAUUGGAAGUAUUUUUACUAUUCGUAAUCAUCCUUCGUGGCAGCUUCGGCUGGAAUUUGUAAAAUUUUCUUUUAAAUUACUUUUUUAUUGUACCAAUUCUCUAGAUACUUGUACAUCAAUAUUGAUUGAAACAUUAGUAUUCUAUUUGAAUGAUGAUAAUGAACAAGUAUCUAAUCUCUGUAGAGAACAUUUAGAAGUAAUACGUGAAAAUUCAAAUUUUGAUGAGAUUCUAAUACCAAUCUUAAAGGAAAAUUUAAAUACAUGGUUGACUUCUUUACCGAGGUACUUGGUCGGUCUUGAUGAAAACGCAAAAUAUAAUGCUUUAUCAUUAAUAGUUGGUUUUGUUUAUUUGUUGGGAUCAGAAGUACAAACUGUUUUAAAUAAUUUAUUGGAAAGGGUUUCCGAUGGAUUAUUAAAUUCUUUGGAAUUCUACAUUGAAAAUAUUCAUAUUAUAGAAGAUAGAUUGCUCAUUGGACAAUAUGAAAAUCUUACAGAAGAGAAUGAAAAUUUACAAUUACAAAAGUUUUCACGACCUCAAUUUAAACAUAUACGUGAACAACGUGUAAUAUCUACAAUAUUAACAAUGUUUCGAUUAUUGGGAUAUUUUGGAAAUAUUGAAUUUUUAAUUGAUCAUUUUCUCACCUACGUAAGAAAUCCAGAUUCUGAAAGAUUUCAUGCACAAUGUAUAUUUAUAAUAAAUGAAAUCUUGCUUGGAGCAUCUGGAAUAGACAUUAAUUCAGAUUUAAAUUUAGUUAAAAUGGUUCCAACUAAUACCAUACAAGAAGUUAAAAGAAUUUCAAAAUAUGUAUUAAAAGAAUAUAUAGAGAUUGAAUUAAUGCCGCGAACAUUAAAGAAGUCAAAAGAAAAAUCGUUAAUUAAAUCAAAUAAACAUCAAAUUGUUGAAUUUGUUGAUGAAUCAUUACAAAAUAUGAACAUUGAAUCUCAAAAUCGUUCCAUUUUAAGUAAUUGUUUAAUUCUUGAAGGAAUUGCAUAUAUAUCUCGUAUAAUGGCAAUGGAAUUUAGAACAGAACUUAAUGAAUCUCUUUAUCCAAUACUUGAAAAAGUGGGACAAAUUAAUAGUCGAAUACAUAAUACUGCUGAUAUCACAUUAUAUCAUAUUUCUGUUUGGUGUGGUUAUUCUUCCAAAAAAGCGUUAAUACUUGAAAAUAUUGAUUAUCUUAUCAAUGUUGCUUCCAGAAAAUUAAAUAAUAUACAUUUAAAUCCUCAAACUCCUCUAAUGCUCACAGCGAUGAUAAUGAUAGUUGGACCACCAGUACUUCCUUAUUUAGAUGACUCAAUAGAGGAAAUUUUUGAUGCUUUAGAUUAUCAUCAUAUGAAUUCUUAUUUAUUGAGUUCAUUAGCUUUGGUUUUAUAUUCAGUUGUUCGAAUUAUUUCAGAUUCUUGUGAAAGAGAACAAAUUAAUAUAAAUAAAGAUAAAUAUAUUGAGAACAAUAAUAACAAUGUAUCUUCAACCAAAAAUCUUAAUACAAGAUUAUCUGAAGAAAUUACGGAAUUUAUAGAGAAUUUUUCCUUAAAGAAAACCAGAACCAAUGUACAAGAAAAACGUGCAACAUUAGAGGAAAUAGAGCAGUAUUUUUUAGAACAUCAUAGAUCCAAAGAAAAAUCGGAGUCACAAGAGCCACAAGAUAAAAAACCAAAGCCAACACAAUUACAAUCAACUUGUCUUAAAAUCAUCGACAAAGUGCUUCCUUUUCUUAGUUCAUCAUCACCACGGAUACGUAUACUGAUUUUGGACAUGAUGCGACUUUCUUUACCUGUUUUACAGUCAAUUACACAUGAGCUUUAUCCAUUGAUUCAUAGAAUAUGGCCAUUUAUAGUUAACAGAUUAAAGGAUAAAGAACAGAUAGUUAUCCUCGGUGCAACACGACUCAUUCAAUCAAUUGCAAGUACAUGUGGUGAUUUUUUUGCCAGUCGAGUAGUUGAUAAUAUGUGGCCAACAUUUCAAGAAUUACUUUCACAACAAGUAAUUAGAGAUCAAGAAUUUUUAAAUUAUGAAUUUUCACAAUCGCAUUUAAUAAAGAAAUCCAUAUUAGAAACAAUGAAAGUAGUAAUUCAUCGCGUAUCAUUAUCGAAUCAAAUACUUUCAGAAAUUAUAAAUACAAUGUAUCCGUUUUUAAGUAAAGAAAUUCAUGAAGAUCAUCAAAAUUCCGCAAUAGAAUUAUUUAAAGAAUUAACAUAUCGAAACUCCAAUAAUGCAUGGCUGAUACUCCGAGGUUUAGAUGAAAAUUACAUCGUUUGGCCUAAACACUUGUGUAAAUAUCCCAAAGGAGAUAAAAAAGAUCAAUAUUCACGUAAUGUUCAAAUAUUACUUGAUGAGAUAGACAAGAUAACCUAA